AUGAUAUGGAGACCAAUUGAAUUAGGAAUGAGAAGAAUAGAAGAAAAUAGGAAUGAAAAUUAUGAUUCUCAAUAUAUUAUAGAUUAUUACAAUAAUAUAAAUUUGAAGUAUAAAGAAGAAAAGAAAUUGGUUAUUAAUGAAGAAGAUGAGAAGAAUGUAGAUGGAAUUCUAUUUGAAAAAGCUACAGAUAGUGAAUAUGGAGAAAUGAUGAAUGAAAUUCAAGGAGCAAGAAAUCGACUCCAACAAUAUGAUUCACAUAACAAAAUGAUUAUUAUAAUUGAAACGAAUUAUGGAGAUAUCUAUAGUGUAUUUGGAAAGGAAAAUCUUAUUAAUAUAGUGGCAAUUGAAACAUUCUUUAGAGUUAAAAAUACAAAUGAAAUGAUUAAUAUAUUCCAUAUGAUAAAAGAGAUAAUGAUACAAAUUGUUCGAUUGAUGGCUCUUUACUAA
Entamoeba histolytica HM-1:IMSS is the source of this 447-nucleotide messenger RNA. RefSeq lists its product as uncharacterized. NCBI's taxonomy places the organism in Eukaryota, Evosea, Mastigamoebida, Endamoebidae. The record is from RefSeq and is a predicted model, not a curated record. The transcript has a single exon. Bases 1 to 447 code for a protein of 148 amino acids.